AUGGACGACUUGCUUAAUUUCUGUUGUUGUCGAGGAGCCGGCGGUGGUUUCCGAGUACCUGGUGCUCUUGUUGAUGCCGCUGUCGAUUCUCUCGAACCAGUAGAAGUUAUUGUCGAUCAAUCUAACAGCAGCUUGACUGCGCCAUCUUUUGCCUUCGCCAAACCUCCUGCAGGUUUGGCCUUGUUGGCAGCUUUGGCGCUUGCUGUGUGCUGGAUGUAUGGAAUGUCUGGAAGAACAUUUGAUGUACUGGAAGAAUGUCUGGAAAACGAACGAAUGGAUGUAUGUGAUAGCGAGGAUGAAGACGAUGAACCGAAUAUGAGCGAAUGUGAGGAUGAUGAUGAAACCGCUAUGAGUGAUAGUGAAACAGACAUGAGCGAAGUUGAAGAUGAUAUCGAUAUGAAUGAUAGUGAAAAUGACUUUGAAAUUGAUAUGAGUGAGAAUGAGAAUGACAUGGAAACUGUUAUGAGCGAAAAUGAGAAUGACACGGAAACUGAAGUGAGCAAUGUGUCUAGACUGGAAGAGAGUCUAGAACUGGAAGAUUUGGAAGACAGUAAGGAUGAACUGGAAGAGACCCAUGACAUAGAAGAACUGGAAAGCACUGAGGAGGAAGGAGAGCUGCCGCGACUACAUCAAGGACAACCAGAUGUAGAAAAGGAGACAUUGCAAGAAGCCCUGGAAAAGAGUCAGAUUAAUGGCACAAGAAUGGAACAUCUGUGGAAGGAAGCAGAAAAGGCGAUUGAACGGCUUCAAAGGCAACUUGAGGAUAAGGAUAAUUUGCUGGAAAAGAAGGCAGAUGAGACAGCAGCAAUGACCAGACAAAUCGAGAAUAUCUGCUUUCAAAAAGAACAAGUUUUGGCAGAAAAGCGACGCCUAGGAGACGAUUUGGAACUGGCUCUAGACCGGGAACAGAUGAUAGAGAACUUCAAUAAAGAACUGAAGGAGAAAAUAGCAUCUCUGGAGAGACGAUUAGAGAAGAAUGAUCACUUGCUAAAGAAACGGGAAGAAGACGAGAGAGAAAUGAAAAGUCUUUUCCAGAAGGUGAUGGUCGAUAAAGAACGAGAACUGGAGUGCGCUCAAGAGAAAGGAACUGAACUGAGCCUCAAACUUAAAGAGACAGAAACUUUCAAUCAAAUACUUGACGCAGAGAAUGAAGAUUUGAUGAGGCUCGUAGUAGACUACAUGGAGGCCUUAGACCAGAAGGAGAGGAAAGUCGACCAUCUACAAGAAUUACUGGCACGUCAAGCGACAGAGUCUGAAAACGACCAAGAGAAACUGAGGACUCUGGAAGGGCAAAUGACGGCCAUUGAAGGUACUGUAGAAGAACUGGAAAAUCAACUGAUGGACGUUCAAGAGAACCAAGAAGCUCUCCGAGGAAAACUUAAGCUUACUGAAUCAGAAAACUCUAGACUUAGGGAGGUAGCAGCUGACCUACGAGAUAGAAAUUGUGAGCUUGAGAAAAACCUGGCAGACGAGACCCACACGAACUUGGUACUAGAAGAUCAAGUUCAGUUGUUAGAAUCAGUUUUGUGCCAAAAAGAAUCUCAGUUGGUCUCUGCCUCAGAAAUUCUAAAUGCAGAAAGAGCGAAAACUGAGAUUAUGGCACAAGAACUAGAAGUGAUGAGGAACUGGGUCUCAGAACUAGGAGGAGAGAAUGCAAACCUUAAAGAAGAGUUAGGAGCAAAGGAUGCAGAAGUGACUUCACUAAAGAAAGAAUUACACAAUGAGAAGAAGAGGACCCAAGUUCUAGCUGGAGAAGCCCAGGUUAUGAGGAACUGGGUCGCAGAACUAGGAGGAGAGAAUGCAAACUAUAAAGAAGAGUUAGAAGCAAAGGAAGCAGAAGUGACUUCACUAAAGAAAGAGUUAGAUGAUGAGAAGAAGAGGACCCAAGUUCUGGCUGGAGAAGCCCAGGUCAUGAAGAACUGGGUCGCAGAACUUGGUGGAGAGAACACCAAGCUUCAAGAUGAAGUAAACAAAAACCACCUGAAACUAAAUUCACUUCUGAAAUCUUUAAGGAAAGCGAAACAGAGGAACAGAAAUCUCCAGGAUGCUCUCCAUCAUGGUAAGGAGAAGGAAAACUUGUUGGAAAAGGAAAAGAAGAGAGGAAAUGAGAUGAUGGCUUCCCUGAGAACUGUCAAAGUAGAGCUCGAAAACAAGGACCUCCAAAUUGAAAACUUCUUAUACAUGGAGAGAAAACUGAUAUGUGAUAAAGAAGAACUUGCAGAGAAACUAGGCGUCGCUCUCAAUCACAGGAAGGAACUGGACAGCUUGCUGGAGGAGGCAGACAGAAAGGCGAGAAAACUCGCAAAUGAUUUCGAGGAAGAGGUCCAGAAAAGGGAGAACCAACUGAAAGAUUUCUUAGGCAAAGAGGAACAACUCAGGGCUGAAAAGCUAGAGUUGGAAGACAGAUUAGAAAAUGCUGCCAAUCUUCUGAUUAAAGAAGAGAGGGAAAAUGUAAACUGGCAGCAAAUGUUACAGGAAAAGGAAAAAGAAGUAGAGACGCUGAGGAAAGAUGAAGAAAACCAUCGAGAACAGAGGAAGGAGAUGGAGAUCCAACUCUGGGAAGAUGAGAAAGAGCUGCAGCAGCUUAGAACAGAAUGUGAAAAGCUGAAAGAAAAUUGGAGGAUACAAGAGGAAAAUAUGAUAAAGGAACUACAGCGUCUCAGGGAGCGCCAAAGGAGACAGGAAGAGGCUCUGAGGGAACAGGACAAAUACCUGUUAAUGACGCUUCUUCACGGGACAGCUCAGAGGAACUUCCAUCUGCAGCACAUUGCACGGCAGCCUGGAAUUGAAACUCUGGACAACAUCAGUGAAAAGGAGAAGCAAGAUGAAGGGCAAGAAGCGGAACUGUUGAGGAGGAAGGAGAAACAAUACAGGGAAUACUGUGAAGCCCAGCGUGAGAGGACCAACUACAGGAAGCAGUGGGAAGUCCUAACUCAGACAUUGACGGACCUCACUCAUGGAGAUUCUAACAAGAACUGUGAAAUUUCCAAUGGAAAACCAGAUGACAAAACCUUUCCGUCUCGUCUUCGAGGGCUUUCUCAUUUGCGUGGAAACUCUUGGAAGGAGGAGGAGGAGGAGGAGGAGGAGGAGGACGAGGAGGAUGAGGAGGAGGAGGAGGAGGAGGAGGAGGAGGAGGUCUUUGAAGUCUUUCCUUUGUCGGCUAUGAAAACCUGGCCGUUCAUAUCACCUCACACUGAAGAAGCUCCCGUCAGGGCUCUCCAGAGACACAAUGGAGCAACGGCAUCAAGGUUACAACAAGAAUUUAAGAUAAGUGAUGCAUUGACCAUGAUGAGGUUUGACAAGUUUGUAUUUGGAUUUGAUAUUUCAAAAGCCUUUCACAGAUUAGCCAUUGAUGAUGAGAAUUCCUCAAAAUUUCUCUUUUAUUGGUUUAAGGAUGUUGAAUCCAGAGAUUUUACACCAGUUGUGUAUCGCUCAAAGCGACAUGAGAUUGACUGUAAAGUUGGCACAGAGACUCCACAAGAGGUUAAAAUUCUUGGCAUGUGCUGGGACAGAUAUAAUGAUGUACUAAAGGCCACAUGUGUUAAAAUUAAAUGUUGA
Macrobrachium nipponense is the source of this 3558-nucleotide messenger RNA. Its product is annotated as golgin subfamily A member 6-like protein 22. NCBI's taxonomy places the organism in Eukaryota, Metazoa, Arthropoda, Malacostraca, Decapoda, Palaemonidae. The record is from RefSeq and is a predicted model, not a curated record. The transcript is spliced from 5 exons. The coding region runs from base 1 to 3558 and encodes 1185 amino acids.